AUGCCUAGGUGCACCUCGUCGGUCAACUACCAAACGGAGACAGCGACCAUGUCGGAGCUCAUCUGCAACGGCUGCUUCAGCCUGGUGCUGUACAACCGCGGCGCCGCCAACGUACGCUGCUCCGGGUGCAACAGGGUCAACUCCACCAGAUCAGCGAGCCAAAUCGCCCACCUGACAUGCGGCCGGUGCCGGACAACGCUCAUGUAUCCGCCGGGGGCCUCCACCGUGGGGUGCGCCAACUGCCAGCACGUCAACCCUGUCAGAACCCAGGGCUCCUCAGCUCCUCCGGAUGCCCAUGCCCGGCCUCAGACAGUUCUCGUGGAGAAUCCCAGGACAAUGAACGACAAGGGCAAACUGGUCAGCAAUGUGGCGGUCGGUGUCACCUCAUGGAAAAGAUGA
Molecule: messenger RNA, 399 nt
Organism: Triticum turgidum subsp. durum (durum wheat)
Lineage: Eukaryota; Viridiplantae; Streptophyta; Magnoliopsida; Poales; Poaceae
Source: the annotation of a GenBank genome assembly